AUGGAGGCCCGCCUCCCACAAGACAAGCUCGCUCGUGCCAAACAGGCCCUCCAUCAGUGGUCCCUUAAAAAAUCAGCAACCCUCCGAGAACUUCAAUCCCUAAUAGGCACUCCCCAAUUCGCAUGCCGGGUGAUUGCCCCAGGUCCUCCCUUCCUCCAACGUAUCAUCCACCUUACUAUGGGUACCCAUCCCCCCCACUGGCACAUCAAACUCAAUGCUGGUUUCCGUAAGGACAUCAAGAUGUGGGUUGAUUUCCUAGAACACUGGAAUGGGGUAAGCAUUUUUCUUGAUUCCCAUGUCUCCAAAACCCCCGACCUCCAACUUUUCACAGAUGCCUCUGGGUCCAUAGGCUAUAGAGGGUUCCUAGACGGGCUAUGGUUCCAGGGUCACUGGCUACCAGAACACACCCUCAACAAAAACCGGGGCAUCAGUAUCGAAUGGCAGGAGUUAUUCCCCAUUUACCUGGCAUGUGUCCUGUGGGGCCCCACCUGGUCGGGGAAGCGUAUCCUAAUGUGGUACGGCAAUCAGUCAGUGGUAGCCAUCCUCAACUCCAAACACUGCAAGUCUCCCCGGAUAAUGGACCUUGUCCGCAGCAUCACCCUCCUUACCCUCAGUAAUAACUUUACUAUUAGCGCUACCCACAUACCUGGGCUGGAUAAUGCUAUUGCUGACUCCCUUUCCCGUUUUCAGAUGGAUCGUUUCGGAGCCCUGGCUCCCACAGCCUCUCUCACUCCCUGCGUCAUCCCUUCAUCAGCGAUGCUCAUCUGA
Molecule: messenger RNA, 768 nt
Organism: Orbicella faveolata
Lineage: Eukaryota; Metazoa; Cnidaria; Anthozoa; Scleractinia; Merulinidae
Source: RefSeq, a predicted model, not a curated record